This is a messenger RNA of Rosa rugosa (rugosa rose), 929 nucleotides long. Its product is annotated as calmodulin-like protein 11. The coding region runs from base 152 to 637 and encodes 161 amino acids. Gene Ontology annotation, molecular function: enzyme regulator activity; calcium ion binding. The transcript has 4 exons. The record is from RefSeq and is a predicted model, not a curated record. Lineage: Eukaryota; Viridiplantae; Streptophyta; Magnoliopsida; Rosales; Rosaceae.
AUAAACCCAGCUAAGAUUGAGCUAUACUCAACUCAAUAUUCUCUCUCUCUCUCUCUCUCUCUCUCUCUCUCUCUCUCUCUCUCACGAGACUUUGUAAGGUUUUCAGUGUUCUUGAGGUUUUAUUUAGGGGAUUUAUAUUUAAACAUUUAACAUGGCAGAGGUACUAAGUGAAGAACAGAUUGUUGAAUUUAAAGAGGCAUUCUGUCUAUUUGACAAGGAUGGAGACGGUGAGUUUCCUACUACUAUGUCCUCAAUUCUUGGUUGCAUAACUGUCGAAGAAUUGGCGACAGUUAUCAGGUCUCUGGAUCAAAAUCCAACAGAGGAGGAACUUCAGGAUAUGAUUAGUGAAGUUGAUGCUGAUGGAAAUGGGACCAUAGAGUUUGCAGAGUUCUUGAACUUGAUGGCAAACAAAAUGAAGGAAACGGAUGCAGAGGAGGAGCUUAAAGAGGCCUUCAAGGUAUUCGACAAGGAUCAGAAUGGAUAUAUAUCAGCUAAUGAGCUGAGGCAUGUAAUGAUCAAUCUAGGAGAAAAAUUGACGGACGAAGAGGUCGAGCAGAUGAUCAAGGAGGCCGAUUUGGAUGGCGAUGGUCAAGUUAACUAUGACGAAUUUGUGAAGAUGAUGAUGACCAUUGGAUGAUGAUACCAUAGUACUCAAACGUGGUGAAGAAAAUUCUCAUUCAAAUUCAUUCAAUUCCAUCCUCAUUUGCUCCAUAAGGAAUAAAAAGAUGUAAAAGAUGUCAAUGACCAAAAGUGUAGCAGGACUUGACUAGUAGUACCCUUUUGAUCUGUUCAACCUCAUUCAAUUCCACAUUGUAUUCUUUACCUUUCUAGUAAUAUAUCACUGUGUGUGUUUUUCAUUCAAAACCAAAAGCUCCCAAUGUCAUAUAUAUCCGUCUUUGUAUAAUGGAAACUUUAGCUUUAACCAUCUA